AUGUCGAACCAAGACUAUCAAUAUUUCAAGGUCACUGUCCCAGAACCAUGGAUCGCCCACGUGGAGAUCAAUCGGCCAGGCCAAGUGAACGCCUUCUUGGAAGAUGGAUGGCGUGAAAUGCGAACCGUCUUCGACCGUCUCUCCACGGACCCAUCCGUUCGUGCGAUUGUUUUCUCCGGAUCUGGGGAGAAGGGAUUCUCGGUUGGUAUCGAUCUCAGAUGGGUGUCCGGCAACGAUUCACCGUUUAUGGUUGGGCCAGGAGAGGCUGUGGACCCCGGCCGACGUGCAGUCACCACGCUUCGGAGAUUCGGGGUUGAGUUCCAGGAGUGUAUCUCGAGUAUUGAGAAGUGUGAGAAGCCGGUUAUCUGUGCAAUGCAUGGCUAUGCAUUAGGGAUGGCCAUGGACGUCUGCUCGGCGACGGAUAUGCGCAUCUGCUCCAAGGACACAGUUUUCUGUGUGAAGGAAGUCGAUAUCGGCAUUGCCUCUGACAUUGGGAUUCUGGCACGACUACCCAAGGUCGUCGGGUCAUACACCUGGGUCAAGGAUGUGGCGAUGUCCGGUAGAAACUUCGAUGCGGAUGAGGCGCUUCGGGUUGGGUUUGUGAGCACUGUUCUCCCAACGAAGAAGCACGUGGUCGAGGAAGCCUUUAGGGUUGCGAGGAAUUUAAGUGGGAAAAGCCCGGUUGCGGUACAGACGAUCAAGCACUUCCUCGAUUACAGCCGAGAUCGCACUGUUCCCGAAGUAGGCGCUCUGAAAAUCCGCAAAAUACUACCACCGAGUCGCAAAAAUGCAAGCAGACACGUCCGCACUCUCGCAAACAUCCAAAGACGAAGUUCUUCCUCCAUCGUAUCUACAUUGCUUGACCUUCAAGACCACGGGAUAUUUGACGAACGGGAUGCUGCUUGGAUCAAGAAGUUGGAGAUCCUUUAUGUCAACUCUUCUAGCCAAAGCCGGAAGAGGCGCUGGAAUGGUGAGAUAGUUUGUGACAAUGAUGAACAGAAACAGCUCCGGAGAGCACAUGUCAAUGCAAGCUAUGAGAGGAAAUAUGUCGCUGUAUCUUAUACCUGGCAAGCCCUUCCAAGCCAGCUGAGCUCCCAUGGCUCUUAUCUGGUACAAUCGCGGGACGGGAGAUAUGCAGGUGUUAGUCAAGUCCGAGAUCAGGUGCUGGAUAGGGUCAUCGCAUAUGUGAAUUACCUCAAAGAGACGAAGGGAUUUGUUCGGGGUUUCUGGAUCGAUCAGGAAUGCAUUGACCAAAAGAACGCAACGAUGCAGCAGCGUGCCAUACAAUCCAUGGAGUACGUGUACGCAAAUAGUGCCUUCCCAGUGGCGCUACUAUCGGUGCGAAUCGAAUCAGAACGUCAUUUACAAGACUUAAUAUACAUCCUUGAGAGAAAAAGCCCAACGAGGAACCAAGAGAACGGCCGCGUCCGCCGCGUUCUUAACCUUUUGGAUUAUAUCACGUCUGAUCCAUGGUGGGACAGAGGUUGGACUUUCCAGGAAGACUAUUGCUCGUCAACAAAAAUGUGCCUUUUGAUUCCUCAUUCUUCCACCCUAGACAAAUUCAAAAAGAAAUACAAGGGGCUAUUUGGGAAUUUGGCUGGAGAGCUUUGCAUCAAAUCAGUCGACCUCCGCUCUCGAGCGACCGAAUUUUGUAUGGAUUAUCGACAGGAUCCACGAUACAAGACCAGGUGCGAGAAAAUUCUCGACCGAGCGGCAAAAUACAAUGUUCAGCUUCUAGAGCCAGAUAACGAGGGACACCGCACUAUAAGGCGGUCCAUGUCUCCACUGGUAUUCUCAAAUGUCGGAAAGCGAAAGAUCACGGUUGAGUCGGAUCGUCUGGCAGUGAUUGCCAACUGCUUAGGCUACUAUGAUCGAUUGAAUACCAGACAAAUGGACCGAAAAAGAUGCAGUUUGAGCAUGGCGAUGCUGCUCUUAUACUUACUGAACGGGGAAAUCCUCAUGAAUGGCCCGGAUAACUCUCGAGAUGCAGCGAGAAGUAAUAUAUUCGAUUACUUGAAGGGCCAGUCUCUUCGCACCUUUCAAACACCGGACGUUAAUCAAAAGCUUACCUUUAUCAAAAGUUGUCGUUUCCCCGACGUCCAGUUCUCAGAAGAAGGGAUUCUAACGUCUGGUCACCUCUGGCGCUUAGGCAAAAUAGUCAGCGACCCUAGGACAACGGGGAGACCACAUGAAGGCCGCGAUUAUGAAUUGAACAGCUACCAAAGAAUGCGUCUGAGACAGCUCUCUAGACAUUUGGGUUCAGGGGACCAUCAGGUUAUUGCCAGCGCUAUUGAGAAAUACCUCGACGAAGAUAAAAGGUGGGGAGACAAGGACAUCACAUUUUCCAAGUACUACAAGGACCUCAUGGCAGAGGAAAUUGUCAAGGCAAUGGAUGACCGAGGCUCAGAUCGCCUUCGGCUUGGCUUGUUAAUCUCUCAGGAUAGCCGCUUCGGUGGUAAUCCGUACCGUGGAGUUUUCACUAGAGAGGCAGGUCACCCAUGGACAGGAGAAGAAAAGUAUAUUUUCACCGCAGUCCGUUCGGAUGAAACGCGUCCAGACGGCAUUGAAAAGCAUGUCUCUUUAGAGGUUGAGUUACUGAACUCACCAAGAAAUGGCCCCAAACGGCUGAUUAUCAAACGGUGGAUUAACGGGUUGUUCUUUUUUGAUGGAUGCCCGAUUACCAAUGUUGUCUUUCCGUGGCCAAAAUCUCUCCUGGUUUAA
This is a messenger RNA of Aspergillus bombycis, 2721 nucleotides long. RefSeq lists its product as uncharacterized. The transcript has 4 exons. NCBI's taxonomy places the organism in Eukaryota, Fungi, Ascomycota, Eurotiomycetes, Eurotiales, Aspergillaceae. Gene Ontology annotation, molecular function: delta(3,5)-delta(2,4)-dienoyl-CoA isomerase activity. Gene Ontology annotation, cellular component: mitochondrion. The record is from RefSeq and is a predicted model, not a curated record. Bases 1 to 2721 code for a protein of 906 amino acids.